CACACAAUUCCCUCUUCAAAAAUCAAUCUCCAACGAAGAAAGCAUGAUAAGCCUCCACCACAGCCCCCGCCUCUCCGCCAACCAGUGCGGCUCCGUCGUCACCCAGACCAUCCAGGCGCCGCUCCCGCUCGUCUGGUCCGUCGUCCGCCAGUUCGACGAGCCGCAGGCCUACAAGCAGUUCGUCAAGCACUGCGGCCUCAGCUCCGGCGACGGCGGCGCCGGCAGCGUCCGGGAGCUCACCGUCGUGUCGGGGCUGCCGGCCGAGCGGAGCACCGAGCGCCUCGACCGGCUGGACGACGAGUCGCAUGUCAUGGUGAUCAGCAUCAUCGGCGGCGACCACAAGCUCGUGAAUUAUCGGUCGACGACGACGCUGCACGAAGGAGGAGAUAAUACGGUGGUGAUGGAGUCGUACGUGGUGGACAUUCCGGCCGACAGCUGCGAGGAGGACACGUGUCUCUUCGCCGAGACUAUAAUCGGGUGCAAUCUCAAAUCCCUUGCCAAGCUUGCCGAAAAAAUGGCUGAUGGCUGAUGCUGAUCAUCAUCUAUAGACUAUAGAUGUUUUAAUUUCACCCUAUUUUUCUAUUUCGUUUAUUAAUUUUGACUUGCGAUAUUAGUAAUACCUAUCUGCAAUACAGAAUCUCAUUUCGAUCGGUGUAAUACUGGCUUAUUUUAUU
Molecule: messenger RNA, 674 nt
Organism: Salvia hispanica
Lineage: Eukaryota; Viridiplantae; Streptophyta; Magnoliopsida; Lamiales; Lamiaceae
Product: abscisic acid receptor PYL12-like
Biological process (GO): abscisic acid-activated signaling pathway
Cellular component (GO): cytoplasm; nucleus
Molecular function (GO): signaling receptor activity; protein phosphatase inhibitor activity; abscisic acid binding
Source: RefSeq, a predicted model, not a curated record